AUGCACGGCGUGGCCUCGUUUUCCUUGGAAACUUGUAUUUUUAUCGGUUGUGAAAACGUGUUCUUUUUCAAUACAAGCUUUCUAAGUUUGACAGCGAUAGCUGCGAACCGGUACUUGGCCGUGGUGAAAAAAGUUCAUCACAAAAUCACCGCAAAGAAAGCAAAGAUUGUUAUAUGUGGAUUAUGGCUUCUGUCGCUAAUUGCUUCGCUCCCCUGGGGCACAAUCUUCGCAUGGGAACCGGUUUCCGAGAGUCGUUUUCUAGCCUGGCUUGUUUACUGUCAAAAAUCACCUGGAAUUUUUGACAAUCUUGGUAGCGCGUCACUGUCAGAAAUUGUGACACUGCUACUCAAUGUGCUAUGUAUUGGUGUGCCUAUCCUCAUUCUUCUACUGUGUUUCUAUUAUAUUUUAAAGUCAGCUUUACGAAACCGUCGUCAGGUUAGUGUGAGCUACAACAUUCAUCAUGUGGCUGCAGAUGCUUACGCCAGGUCAGCUUUCACGACUUUGUUGAUUAUAACCGUCUACUUGAUCUGCAAUGCUUUUAUUCUGCCUAUUAUUAUUUCGCCAUCAUCGGCUAAGAGUAAAAUUAAUUCCUUUGUGUAUCGUUUCUUCAUCUGGCUACGCUCUGCUACGUAUCCAAUGGUGUACAUACUACGAAACCCGAUCUACUUUCGUCUGCUGCGGAAAAAAAUCAUGCAGAUAUACACCUACAUAGUUCAGACAUGUCCGUGCAGAUUCAAGGACGAAGGAACUUCGUAUACCAGGCCAAAAUCCCCGGUGCCUAAAGCUAUCGCCAAUAGUGGUGUUGCCAUGGAGAUGAAUAAAAGGCGUGGUCACGAUUCUUCUCACCGAGAUAGUCCAAUUCCCGCAACACAACAGAUAAGGGCCUGGUACAUCUCUAAACCAACUAUGGCAUUUACAGACUUGGAGAGGGUAGAUGGACGAAGAAAUCAAAAUAGGACUGGGACUAGUAAAGUCUAG
Messenger RNA from Paramuricea clavata, 978 nucleotides. The record is from the annotation of a GenBank genome assembly. Lineage: Eukaryota; Metazoa; Cnidaria; Anthozoa; Malacalcyonacea; Plexauridae.